Messenger RNA from Diachasma alloeum, 1320 nucleotides. RefSeq lists its product as uncharacterized. Bases 1 to 1320 code for a protein of 439 amino acids. NCBI's taxonomy places the organism in Eukaryota, Metazoa, Arthropoda, Insecta, Hymenoptera, Braconidae. The record is from RefSeq and is a predicted model, not a curated record. The transcript has a single exon.
AUGCCACUCUCAGACACGGAAGAGUUUACCACUCUCAGGAGGAAACGUGUUUCCAUCCAGGCAGCCAUCACCAAUUUCACAACGAUCGUGGAGACAUACACACAAACUCCUACGAAUGACAGGAAGCCAUUUCAACUCCAAGCAGCUCUCCAAAGACUCAAGGAAAGAUUCAACGCAUUUCCCGACAUUCAAGAUCGUUUAGAAGAAUUGGAUGAAAAUGAAGUAUCAAAACGCUUCAAGGUGGAAGACGCCUACGACAAGGUUGUAGGAAAUGCUCUGGAACUCCUGGACCUCCAUCAACCACAAAAUCUGGCGCAAUCACCAUCACCAUUUCACACGGCAUCAGCAGCACCAGCCGUAAUUAAUCAAUUUCUUCAACGACCUCGCUUGCCAGAAAUCAAAAUUUCUGAGUUUGAUGGAUCAAUUGAAAGCUUCCCUCCAUUUUGGGACUCCUUCAAAACAGUGAUCCACGAGAACGCUGACCUACAGAACAUUCAAAAGUUCCAAUAUCUGCGAGGAUUACUCAAGGGGAGUGCUGCUGCUGCCAUCGGUUCUCUAGCAACCACAGAGGAAAAUUAUGCAACUGCCAUUGAGAUUCUCAAGAAGAAAUUUGACUGUAAGAAAAAGAUACUCCGUCGGCACUGGACAAUCAUGCGGGAUUAUCCACCUCUACAACGGGACUCUCCAGCAGCACUAGGACAGCUAGCAGACGUCAUGAACCAGAACAUCCAAGCACUGGAAACUCUUGGACAGGACGUCAAUAGCUGGGAUCUACCCCUCAUCGACCUGAUUACCCUGAAGCUGGCACCAGAAACGAUCUGGCAAUGGGAGCUCAAAACUCAAGGUACAGAGUUGCCUACCUACAAGCAACUACUAGAAUUUAUCGAAGCCAGAGCGACCUGCCAUGAUGCUAGAACAUCAACGUCGAGGAGCCAUCCUCCAACUUCUUCAGAGACAUCUUCCUCUGACAAGAAGAGAGAGAAGAAGCUCCGAAGACAAGCCUUUGUUGCUGCAUCAGCAGAUUCAUCAGCAUCAUCAUCUCCAUCAACGUCAGCGGCAUCAGCUCCAACGGGUUCAUCAUGCUUCCUCCAUUGUCGAACGAUACAUCGCCAUAUUGGAAAGUGUCCAGUAUUCAAGGGUCUCACUCCAGAACAGAGGUAUUCCAAGGCAAAGAGUGCUGGCUUGUGUAUCAACUGUCUCAAGCCAGGACACGAACGCUCAGUGUGCGUAUCACCAGCAGAUUGUUCAAUCUGUAAGGAUAGACAUCACACUCUUCUCCAUUUCAACACUGGGGAGAAGUCAACGUCCUCACAAUCUUGA